This is a messenger RNA of Heteronotia binoei (common prickly gecko), 1010 nucleotides long. RefSeq lists its product as uncharacterized. The transcript is spliced from 2 exons. Bases 36 to 1007 code for a protein of 323 amino acids. NCBI's taxonomy places the organism in Eukaryota, Metazoa, Chordata, Lepidosauria, Squamata, Gekkonidae. The record is from RefSeq and is a predicted model, not a curated record.
UGUAAAGCAGGGAUUUCGGUGAGGCCUUGGCAGUGAUGGUUCUGAGCAAGAAAAUUCCUGACAUCCACAUUUUCAGCACCAGAGCCGGAGACGUGGCCAUUCGCCCUGACCUGAACUGUUACCUCCUCCUGCCCAAUAUACCAACCUCCCCCUGCGCCGAGCUACGGCCCCUGCACCCUACUGUGCAUGGCGGCAAACACUACUUCAGCUCCCGUUGGCAUGACUCUGUCUACGUCAUCAUGGGCAACAAAUUCACAGAGGCCCAAGACCUCAGUGUCGGGUCCACCAGCCAGGUCCGUGGCCUCCACCCAAGCUGCUGUGGGGGGCAACAUUACUUUGUCGUCUCUGGCGGCUUCGUCAUCAUUCUGAGCCAGGGCACUUCGACAGCAGUGAAGGACUUGGCCACGGGAGAACCAGUUCCUGGCCUGUAUCCGGGACACCAGUGGUCCACGGAGAAAGUGGGAAGCAUCCGUAGCUAUCUCUACUGGCACCUGUGGGAUAACUUCAGUGGAAGUUUCUUCACGUUACACCCCAAUAUCCUCAGCUUUCUGCCCGGGGGUCUCGGCCUCACCAAGGGGCCUGCAUUUGGGGCUUGGAAACUGUUAACAACCCUCCACAACUACUCUGACAUCCCCGUCGCCAAGUCACACAGACUGUUCCGGAAGGUGGGCUACACUAAGGAGAAGUUGGCUGACGUUGGAAAUGGCUGGUCAGCAUCUCUGCCCAAUUCUCCUGAGCCAAGCUGCGUCAUUGUGGAACUAGCCAAGGCCCAGUUUGCGCUACCAACUCAGUAUGGAGGGAUGGGCCUUGACACAGAACAAGAGGAAUGGGAAGAGGUCCAUGAGGAAGAGAAGAUCCUAGAAGCCGCACUGCAACCUAAUGAGGUGGCCUACGCAUGGCAGUACCAACUAGGCCUCGGCAAAGAAGCCAUUUUGUUUUGCAGAGAAAUUAAGGUCACCAGCAGUUCUGACCCACCCUACGAGAUCCCCCUGCCUCCUUCAUCCUAAAUC